AUGAUUAUGACUUCAUUAUUUUAUUUAAUUGUAUUCUCUUGUGCAGUCUUCAGCAAAUCUAUCAGUACCAUAGUUAGCAUCUCUAAACAAAAUCGAUGGGCUUACUUAUCAAAGUUUAAUUUAGGACCUGAAAUAGGAUAUUGGCAGCUACGAGCAAAAUUAGUCAAUCCUAUAGCUUCUGACAAUAUUGCUUUAGAAGUCAUGACACAUAUAGAUUAUGAAUGGGAUUCAAUUAAUCAGCUUGUCUUCUGCCAGCAAUAUGAUAAAGAGGAAGUAAGAGAAAAAACUUUGAGUUUGCUCCCAAAUGGAGAUUGAACAGAUUUCACUCAUGGUGAACUUGCCAGAAAUGUUUUUCCUCACACUUGAUUUUUUACUGUUUCGUCAUGCAAUAGUACGCUUCAAGGAAAAUACAAAGUAAAAGUAGAGCUCACCAUUCAAACAGAGAGCGGGUCACACAUUUCAUAUGAAUCUUAUUUUUUGACAUACUUAUACCCAGCAAGCAGCAUCUUAUUUGCAAUAGCGUUUAUUCAAUGCUUUAUCAAUUUACAAAAUUAUUUGCAGCAGACAGAGAAAAUUGAGAAAAAAAUAUUUUUGUUAUGUUUAACAAUAGGUAUUGAGCUUCUUGGGAUUAUUUCAGAAACUACGCAUUUAUGAUUAUAUUCAUAUAAUGGUAUUGGCAUGGAAAUAUUGUCCUUAUUUUCACAAUUCUGUGAAUUCUUAUCCCAGCUUCUAUUUAUUACUAUGCUGAUUCUAAUUGCGACUGGAUGGGGCAUAAAACAUGAUGAAUUUCCAGACUCAGAAACAUUUUUGCCAAUCGGAAUGUUGAUGCUUUUUAUCCAUAUUGUUAUAAUUGGAUAUUCAAAAGCCCAUAAUGAAGACCCUGGAAAAAUUUCAAUAUAUGAUGGGAUGCCAGGAACAAUUUUAUUUAUUUUUAGGCUUUCAUUUUGAAUUUUUUUCUUAUAUUGCGCAGCAAACUUAUAUCAGCAAGUCAAAUCUAAAACUCGUACGUUUCUUAUUAGUUUUAUGAUAUUUGGGUCAAUUUACUUUAUUUCUGUACCGCUAUUUGUAGUGAUGUCGUGGCAAAUCCCGAAAUAUCAUCGUUGGUUUUUUAUUAUUUCAUCGACUUUAUGUACACACUUUAUGGGAUAUUUAGUGAUUAUGUGCCAGUUUAGCUCUAAAGGUUCGUAUUAUAAAAUAUCAAAUCUUUCAAGCAAUGUUCUCCCAGGAAAGGAUCUUUAA
Molecule: messenger RNA, 1239 nt
Organism: Blepharisma stoltei
Lineage: Eukaryota; Ciliophora; Heterotrichea; Heterotrichida; Blepharismidae
Source: the annotation of a GenBank genome assembly